AUGCUCAAAUGUAGCCUGGCUUCUAAAAUUCUGACUGAUAUAACAUCAGCUACGAAGGCCUUCAUUGAUUCGACGUCCAAAGCACUAGGACGUUCAGAUGCACCGCCAAAGUUCGAAUCAAGGGGAGGAACUAGACGGGACGAUGCUGCAUUGCAAAAUCUACAAGCUAGAUGCCGACUAGUUGCCGGUUAUUUCACAUCUCAGCUUUUGCCUCAGCAGUCAUGUCCACCUCUACUCGUGCUUAGUAGUGGCAACCUCGAUGAGGCGCUGUGUGGCUCUCUUACAAAAUAUGACUGCUCUAGUGCAGAUUUAAAUCCUAUCGGUAGCAUUAGUAAAGAGGAUCUUCGGUGCUUCUUGGCGUACUUCAUCACUAAUGUCCGAACUUCCGAGUGUUCUCAAUUCUGCGAAUUGGCUUCGGUGCUGAAUGAGAUUUUGGAAGCCCAACCGACUCCUGAGCUGACACCACUUGACGCGGAGCAGAACGACGAGACUGAUAUCGGAUUAACUUACUCCGAAUUGUUGCAACUUGGAACCCUUCGCAAAAAGGAAGCUCUAGGACCAGUUGGAGUGUUCAAGCGCUUCAUGGAGUUGAAUGAAGUCAAAAAUAAAUUGGACGCUUCGGUGAAGCUCUUCUUCCGAAAGUAUUCUGCAAAUCGUCACAAGUCAACUGUUCUUCCACCGUCUCUUCAUAUGGAAUCCUACAGUGCUGAUGAUAAUCGAUUUGAUCUCCGACCUUUCCUCUACCGCCAAGACUGGCCCCACCAAUUCGAGAAAAUGGAUGAAAUCGUGGCUAACAUGCAGAAUUGA
This is a messenger RNA of Rodentolepis nana, 807 nucleotides long. NCBI's taxonomy places the organism in Eukaryota, Metazoa, Platyhelminthes, Cestoda, Cyclophyllidea, Hymenolepididae. The record is from the annotation of a GenBank genome assembly.